ACCUCGGGCGGCAGACCCGCCAGGACGGGCCCUGCAUCUAACACAUCGUCCUAUAGCAAAUCAUAGUCACACCUUAGCGUCACAUUCAGUCCUCCAGCUUUCUAUACCUUCUUGUCGCUCCACAAAACCUCGUUGUCUGAUUGUGAACUCUCAACCCCGUGGUCGGGAAAUGUCAAAGAGAGGCCCGUGCUGCAGCAGGGGGGGCGUAAAUAAAAUAAAAACAACAGUUUAUUGCUUUAUUUUCAGAUAAUUUAUUUUCCUUUCUUAUUUAAACAAGUGUCAUAUACAAUACUAGCAUCAUAAACCGACGCGUAUAUGACCAGCUCCUCUCGCAAUCACCGUUGACAACAAUUUGCAGUCUUGAUCAUUCUCGUCUCGCAUAACAAUCCUUGCCAAACAUGUUUCAGCUGUCCUGCUGAGCUAUGGGGAGCUGUUGGAGCUGUCUAUACAGAGACCCUAUCCAAGACAACCAUCUCACUAAAUUCAAGGUGACCAAUGUGGAUGAUGAGGGGAAUGAGUUGGGUUCAGGGACCAUGGAGCUCACCCAGACCGAGCUCAUCCUGCACACACGCAAGAGGGAUGCCAUCCGGUGGCCCUACCUAUGUCUGCGGCGCUAUGGCUACGACUCCAACCUCUUCUCAUUCGAGAGUGGCCGGCGCUGUCAGACUGGACAGGGGAUCUUUGCGUUUAAAUGUUCUCGUGCGGAGGAGAUUUUCAACCUCCUCCAGGAGCUGAUGCAGUGCAACAGUAUCAAUGUGGUGGAGGAGCCUAUGAUCAUGACCGGCAGCGGACACGCACGAGAGAUAGACAUUCCUCGAACACCACAGACACCCAACACUCCAUCAUUCCCUGUCCAGAGUUUUCCCAAUGGAUAUCCGGGGUAUCCCAUGAGAGCUGAAUCCUCCCAGCCCUCUCUAACUGACGACCCACAUGGCCACAGCCUCAUGGGCCUGGAUGACCAGGCUCACACCUAUAUGAAUACUGUUACUGUGGAUGGGGAACUCUCCAGUCGACACUGUGUACACUCUCUACCUGAGGUGCGGCCCACCUCCUUCAACGAGUCAACCCGAGGAGCCAUGCCUGUUGGGGGCCAAGGAGGUGGGAAGGCCAGCAUGCACUGCUGCCCACUGGAGGAACAACGCAAGGAACCCCAGGUAUUCCUCCAGCCCUCCUCUCAGGAGGUCAAAUUCAUGCUGGGACCCACCCCUGCACAGCGCCACCUGCUAGAGAGGGAGAGGCAUGGGGGCCACAAUCCCCAUCUCAUGCUGCCUGUAGAGGGCACCACAGGCUCAGAGGCAGAGGGGGACGAGCCUCCUCUGCACUUGUGCAACUCCCACUCCUACCACCACCCUCACUAUCACCAUGUGAUGCACCGGCACCCUGGCCACGAGCACCAGGAGGGCUGCCAGGGCAGCCAGCUCACCUAUGAGAACAUCAACGGCCUGAGAGGGGGGCGCCGGAUGAGACUCAGCCCCAGCAGCGUGUCCCAGUCUGUGGGCUCCAGCAGCAGCAGCAGCACCACCGGAGACAGUCACGCACAAUCACACCCACACCCUCUCCAACCGCACCCCCACGGCCCAUCCUCUCUGCCCCCUCAGGGGUACCCCUGUGAGCGGGGCGUAGGGAUGGGCGGAGGUCACCGGCGGACAGCUCUGCUCAACUACGAGAACCUGCCGUCGCUGCCGCCGGUGUGGGAGUACCGCGCCCUGCAUAGAGACGAGGAGCAGGACGAAGAUGACGAGGAACAGGAUGAGGAGGAGUACGAGGAAGAGGAAGAGGACUUUGACGAGUACGAGUUUUCAGAGGGUCCUGGGACGCCCAACGGUUACCACCAGGACGGGCUGGGGAGGGGGGGAAUCCACCGUGACGCCCUGCAGAACUAUGUCAACACAGAGCAGGUCCAGCCCAGCCGGCUGCGACAUGCCUGCCCCACUCACCUCCAGGCCUGCCACCCCCAGUCGGACCGUGGCGGACGAAUAUUCAGCUUUGAUUUCCGUAGGCGGCCGGGAGGAGGGUUUGGUCGGGGAGAGGGCUGUGAACACGGUCAUAUGACCCCAUCGAGGCAACUCAACUAUAUCCAGGUGGACCUCGAUGCAGAGCCGCCAUGCCAGGCCCUCGGUGGGGGUGGAGGAGGAGCCCAGUCUCAGCACCAGCCACUACAGCCACAGCACCAGCGCCUGCCACCCCUUAAAUGUGGCCCCCAGCAGGCCCCACGGCGCAGUGAGUUCUACGCUGUGAUCGACCUGAAGAAGACAGCAGCCAUGUCCAACUUGCAGAAAGCCCUCCCCCGGGACGAUGGGACGUCGAGAAAGACUCGCCACAACAGCACAGACCUGCCUCUGUAGACGCAGUGAGGAGGAGGAGACAGAGAAAAAUGAAGGGAGGGAGAAGAGAGAAACAGGCUUGGUUGGAUAGACUGGUAUAAGUAACUCAGCAGCACACGGGACCCCUCACUCUCAUCCAGCCAUCCACCUGUCAUUUUCUGUCCUGUUCUGUCCUGACCUGACCAGUUGGAUCAUAUACAGGUACCUAAUUAGAAAACUAAUUGAAACCUAUCCGUACAUAUUCCACUUGAUGGAGCAAGAUUGGUUUGAAGUUGCAAUAUUAUUAUGGGUCACUUUCUGACUGUGGUGAGAUGCUGUCUGAGUUAGCAGCAGAAACCUUGGUCGUGGUUGGCUGGGUUUAUGGUUAAAGCCUUUAGCUGCCAUUGUUUAUGGUCCUCAUUCCAUUAUCAUUCAGUGUUGUUGUUUUAUUUAUUUUACAUCCCUGUUUACGAACAUGAACUACUAUCGAGUACAGGUUUACUAGUCCACAUUGUUAAAUUGACAGAACAUUUCCUGAUAUGAAAAAUAGUUUAUUAUUCCCUCAAUUGUAUUCUAAUAAUGUGCAUUCUUCACCUCACAAGCACUUCUUUUGGCCCUGUGACUGAUAGAAAGGACAGAUGAUGAUAUAUAUUUAUAACUAUCUGCCAUCAGGAAUUAGUACAGAUCAGUACAGUUUGCACAUAAUCCUUUGGAAUUGUAAAAUCGUACAUCCUAUCGAGUAUUAUAUUUUGAGUCUAAAAAAGACCUCACAGCAGAUUUCUUUUUUUAUGUAUCAAUUUUCUCUCUCCUCAAGAUUAAAUAUAAAUCUUUCACGUUGAAAUUGUAUUUAAAAUGGAAAUAAUAGUUUUCCUUCAUAUAAUGAUAGUGUGUUGAUAGACAUUCAGCAUCCUCUACUGCCCCCCUACACACAGAUGAUUGAAUUGACCUCUGACCACAUAUCAUUCCACUUGAAUAAGGAAUCCAUAUCUAAUUCCUAAACUAUGCUUACCUUUGCACUUUUUACCUUCGGGGCCAGACACUGGCCACUGAUGUCCCCAAAGUUCAGAAUCCCUCUGCUCUGGAGUAACAGUAAGGUUGUGCUCUGACAAACUCCUUAGAGAUGGUGAUGUCAUCACACAGGCCCAAACUAUGUAUGGAUGUUGUUGUUUUUGCAACAUUAUAGAGACCAAUAGCAACUGGAAUUUUUCGGAGCAGAAUUUGAUAAUGGCUUGAAGAUAAUACAAAUAACCUCACAUAAAAAGUAGGUCUUCUUGUUUACUAUUUUAGUAAGUAUCAGAUUGAUAACUGAGGGUCUGAGGGGAAUAUAUCACUAUGUGUAAUGUUAGCUGUUUAUGGAAAGUCUAUCAGUGAACAUUUGACUGAGGAUAUUAUUUUAUUUAUUCAUUCAUCGAAAUGUCUAUAUUGUGAUUGUUUUGCAAAAAAAUGUGACGACCAGUUUUUCAUAAUCCAGUCAGUUGGUGAUUUGGAGACCAAAGUAUCACCAGUCAUCAGCACACUGUCUGGGACACCAUUGUAAUACCAUUGUUAUGCCUGUAAUUAAUAACAUUACAUUCUGAAGAAGACUGUAUUAAUAUAUUAAAGUGCCAAAUCUUUAGUUACCUGUAUGAACAUUAUGAAUCAAAUCAAUGUUCCAUUAGGAUUUGUAGAAGAAAACUUGAGGGCUAAGAGGCAAGAAGGAGUUAGCCUACAUGUCAAAAACAAAACAAAAGUUGGAGUUCAAGGGCCAGUUUAUUAGGUACACCUAUCUAGUACCGGGCCUGACCCCCCUUUGCCUCCAGAACAGCCUGAAUUCGUCUGGGAAUGGAAACGUUGCUCAAUUGGUAUCAAGGGAUUUUGCAUGACGCAAAAGGAACCGGGAUUUGUGGGAUCAGGCGUACAUUUAUUUAUUAAUUUAUAACUGGGGACGAUUCUUCUUGUUUUUUCUCCUUGUUUUUAGCUGAUAGGGGUGGAACCCGGUGUGGUCGUCUGCUGCAAUGGCUCAUUCGUGACAAGGGCCGAUGAAUUGUGCGUUCCGAGAUGCCGUUCUGAACACCAAUGUUGUACUGCCCUGUUAUUUGCCUGUUUGUGGCCCCGCCUGUUAGCUUGCACCAUUCUUGCCAUUCUCCUUUAACCUCUCAUCAACGAGCUGUUUUCACCCACAGGACUGCCACUGACUAUAGAUGUUUUUAGUUUUUCGCACCAUUCUCGGUAAACUUUAGACACUGUCGUGCAUGAAAAGCCCAGGAUGACCGUCCGUUUCCAUCAUAUCACGCUGAAAGUUGCUUAGGUCACUCGUUUUGCCCAAUUCUAACAUUCAAUCGAACAGUAACUGGAUGCCUGUCUGCCUGCGUUAUAUAGCAAGCCACAGCCACGUGACUCACUGUCUGUAGGAGCGAACCAGUUCCGUGAACGGGGUGGUGUACCUAAUAAACUGGCCUCUGAGUGUAUGUAUCAAGAGUAGGAGUGCUGAUCUAGGAUCAGGUCUCCCCUGUCAAUGUAAUCGUAUUAAUUGUGAUCUAAAACGCAGCAUUCCUACUCUGUGACUCUUGAUACAUAUGGCCACAGGAUUUAAAUUGUUAACCCUGUGUACUCCUCCUCAUGAAUCUGUCUAGCUGAUUCUUAACUGGGCAAGAAAGACACAUUUCACCUCAUAGGCUAGGUUAUACAUCGACAGCCAUAUUGGAGUGAGACAAAGGAUUGGUUGGAUCUAUCCAGUCAUCACAACUCCACUGGUUUUAUGCUGCUAUAAACAUAUUGAGACAGUAUGUAAGCUAUUUGUCACAGAAGUUCAGACCGUAAGAAGAGGUCAUUCAAGAUCAGUGCAUAUGGGCUACCGGUAUGGAAAGAAAUUUGUUUUUAAUUCAAGGAAGUUGUAAUUUCUCAUUUCUAUUUCUUCUUUCUCCUCAUUGGUGUGAUAAUCAUCCUACCAAACCUUGUUUUCAUUACGAUCUGGCUAUCUAAUCUGAAGUAAAGUGGCUGAAGGUGCAGCACAGGCCUAGCAACUGUAAUCCACAUAACUGUAUUUCAUCUGAUGGAAAGAGAUAUGUAGGUCUACUCUCUGUGGACAUUUUUCAGACAGGGAUAUAUCCAUUUGUACACAUCUUUUCAUGAUACAUUUUAAAGGGUGUUUACAUUUCGCAAUAAUGGUUUAAUAGAGUUGUAUUGAUUGAGAUGAGGUUUAUUCAGUCCAAUGUGUGUGAGGUUUGAGGUGUGUUGUUGAUGGAUCUGCAGGUCUGUUGUAUUUGAUCCCUAUUUUUAUGUGAAUCGACAUUGUAACUAAGACCUUUGUCUGUCAGGCCCCCUGUUGAUAAUAAUACAACUUUAUUGUAUACAUGCUUACAUUAGAAUGUGGAAAAAUGCAUGUUUCUGUUUUCUUGAUUGUCUUAUAUACAGCAGAUGUGCGCUUAAUUUACACAUGACUUAACUGUGCCAUAAGGGACUGUUGCCAAGCGUUCUGAUAGAUGUGUGUGGGUGGCUCUUGAAUGUUGAAGCCUUUUAAAGGGCCAGGUUAGGUAUCAGGAGGCGUAUGGCCAAGAUAUCUGUGUACUGUAUUUGACUGUUGAUCUAGGCCCAUUCAUUAGUCAGUCAUUGUUAUCAAUUUGGUACACAGGAAUAGUACCUUAAGAUGUGGAAGAGUACCCUAUGCUAAAGUCAUACUGUAUCUUGUUAUAUCAAUGUUGUCACAUUGAUGUACCUUCAAAAUGAGAGAAAAGAUUAAGGAUUGGCCAGUAGUGCUAAGCGAUUAGCCGACAUUUCGGGUUUAUGUUCAGUUUUUAAUUAACGACAUAGACUCAAUUAUUUUAAUUCCAUUUCGUAAAUAUUUCUUGCUCUUACCAGAGAAAGAUGCCAAAGCGAGAGGUUUCACUGUCGCCAAAAUAUGUCCAACAUAAGCCCAAUUCCUUUCUAUAUAUGGCCUUAUUUAGAACUUAAGCUUGUCGCCUGCCUUACGGGCUUUUGGACAACGACUCCCAUUGUUAGUGCGGAGACUUCAUUACGUAUUGACCUCUGGCUCAACGUGGGGUUUCUCUUCAGAGAUCAAGUAUGAGUUGUGGGACGUUGCAGGGAGGGGGUAAAUAACUACAAUGCCCAGAAUCCAUUGCGCCUCCAACGGCCUGCUCACAUUGGUUCAAGCCUGUGGGACCGGCAGAAUGAGAAGGAAGGAAAGACAGAAAUUCAUAGAACGCGUCACGAACGAGGGAAUCGUUGUUUAGGUAUCUACCCGACCGAAAAUCAAUCUAAUCGAUUGAUAGUUGUUAUGCAUCAGUCUUAAAAGUGUGCCUUAUCUACUUUGAAGAACAACUGAAACAGUGAUUUAGUCAGACAGCAGCCAGCUAGUUAGGCUGCUAGCCUAAAUAGGAUGAAUCUUUGGGGAGCACAGAGAUAGAUGGAUAGAUGGCUGGCUGGCUGGCUGCUAAUGUGAUAACGAUUUGGGAUUAAAUGAUAAAUCCUAAAAAAUUAUAAACUGGGUGGUUUGAGCCCUGAAUGCUGAUUGGUUGACAGCCGUGGUAUACCACGGUUAUGACAAAACACUUAUUUUUACUGCUCUAAUUCCGUUGGUAACAGUUUAUAAUAGCAAUAAGGCACCUUGGGGGUUUGUGAUAUAUGGCCAGUAUACCACGGCUAAUGUCCAGGCACUCCACGUUGCGUCGCACGUAAGAACAGCCCUUAGCCGUGGUAUGUUGGCCAUAUACCACACCCACUCAGGCCUUAUUGCUUAAAUAUACACUACUGAAAUAUUUGAUUAAUGAUUACGGAUGGUGCAUUAAAAAGUGGUAAAUAGUAAUGGGCAGUCACUACCAUCAUUUGGGUUUUAAUAAUGAAAUAAUAAAGUCAUCGUACUAAAAACAAAUAUGGAAUAUACUCUACCAAAAUAUGUUAUUUAAAGUUGCACUAUGCAGAAAUCGCACUGGCAUUUCCUGGUUGCUAAAAUUCUAAUAGUUUGCCUAAUUUCAGUUUAUGUAUAAAUCGCUGUGAAAUAUAUUUCCCAUAACCAAAAAUAUUGUAUUUUCAGCUGUUUGAAGCUGGAGUACAAAACUGAAAGUAAAAGACGCAAAACUAAACUUAAGAAUGAUUUGAAUAAAAAUAGUUAACAUAAAACCGAUUUACUGCUUCUUAGAAUUGUUUUCAAUGACAAUGACAGAUCACAGCUUAAUAAGUGAUAGUAAUAGGCAGUCACUACCAUCAAUUGUUGUUUUCUGUGUUUUUACAGCAUUCAACCCACAUUAAUGUUUAAAAAAAAUAAAAAAACGUGAUUAUUUUCUCAAACCGAAACCAAACCGACCUCAAAAAGCACUAAUCGCUCAGCACUACUGGCCAGUAACACAUGACUUAUGUUUGAAUAAGAAAACACUUAAUUAAGGCCCAAUAUAUGGCUAAUAAGACAUAAUAAAGGCCUUUAUGAGCUAUGUACAGCAUAUCCACCAGAGGAGGCUGUUGGGAGGAGCUAAAAGAUUACGGCUCAUUGUAAUGACUGGAAUGGAAUUAAUGGAGCGUAUCAAACAUGGAAACCACAUGACUGACUCCGUUCCAUUGAUUCCAUUUCAGCCAUUGCAAUGAGCCCCUCCUUCUAUAGCUCCUUCCACCAGCCUCCUCUGAUAUACACACAUAUAAACUACAACUUAGUGGCUAAUAUGUGUAUCUUAAAAUAAAGUUUUACCAUAAUUUAGCUUUUUUCCCUCUUUUCUGUAAUUUCAUUACAACUGCCUGACAGGCAGAUCGCCAUCAAGUGGUGUUUCUUGCCACAAUGAUGGGGAUUAUUUGAAACUAAGUAAUUUUCCUUCCACAGCCCCUCGAAAUGCCGCUCUAGGUCCAGAAUGCACUUAGUGCCAUAAUGUUACCAAGGUACUAACAAAGUAGCUCAAAAUCUACGAAAUGUUAUAGUGACUUGGUACUGUAUUUUCUUAAUGUUUUUUUGUUUGUUUAUUUAUUUACCAUUGAAUGCAUGUGUGAUAUCCACUGUUGGGUGACAAUGAUAUUGACAGGAGUUAUUUUCAUCCAGUCACAUGCUAAGCUAACACUCUUCUAGUCCAAUAAGACCAGAUCAAUGGAAACCUGUUGAACCUGUAUGUUAAUGGUGAUAAUAAUAUGUAUGUGAUGGAAUUUGUGCUGAUUGGUUGAUAGAAAUUUGGGGUGGGCCAAACUAAUGGACUGUGAUGUACACUAAUAUUGACUGAGUGCCAAAUGUCCUUGAGUACGAUGACUUUGACCAAAGGUCAGGGACACAACUUGCUGAGACUCACCAGGAACUCACACCAAGACACCCUCUGGUCUUGGUUUUACCUGCGGUAUGAAUGUAAUAAGCAAAGAGAGACUCUGUAUAGCUGAAGGGCAACUAUGCUUAAUGUUUCUAUCCUUGCUGAAAACAGAAAAGUGAGUGUUCAAAAGUUUUCUCAAUUUAAAAAUUUGCUAUGCGAGUUUCUUCUUCGUAUAUAUUUGCAUUUCUUGUAAGUAUGUGUCUCUCGGUAUGUACAUAAUAUAUAUGGGUAUGAUGCAGUGAAGGUCUUCUCUUGUCUUCAUUGGAGCUACUGUAACUAAGCUAUUUUUGCUACAUCUGUUGAAAUGUGGAAAGAUGAAACUCAUAACAUCUCAUUAUAUUUGGGGAAUAAAAAAUGUCAUAUACCAUCACUCUGAGAGAAGAUGACCCAUAUAUUACAGGAUGUUAUCUGUACCCCUCCUGUUCCUGUCCCAAUACAAAACUAAACAGGCAUGCCAUUUCGUAAAUGAAACUAUUUUGAUGAAUGCCAUAAUGGUGAAUACAUGCCAUUUGGUGAGAGUUAUGGUAUAUAAACCAUUGAAGAGUGUGACUUGUACGAAAAAUAUGUAUGUGACUAAAUGUAAUGUCAAAAUUAAAAUUAAACUGUAAAGAACAUAGUCAUCAAAAUAAUAUUUUAAUCCAAAGGAGAUUUUUUUUUACACUGAAUCAUUCCAUUGGAGGAAAUGAUCAAUAGCUGCCUGUACCUGUUAAAAUUGCCCACAGUAAGAUUGGAGUAUGUACAUUUCAAUGGAAUAUUACUUCAUAAUAAUCUUGUUUUACAAAAAACCUGAAAUUCAACAUUACAUACAUUUUUAGACUGCUUUUGGCAGGUGAAAUAUUGUUUACUACCUUACUUUGAGCAUGCACUUGGCGUCUGCCUGUGUAACACGUUUUUAUAAUUUUUUGUACAGAGAGCAUGGUCUUGUAAGUACUAGAGAUUUUGAUCCAGCUGUAAAUAUGCUUUAUAUAGUUGUCUUGUUGUGUUGAUACGUCUGUCUUGUUUCAUGGCUAAUGAUCCAUUGUGUCAUAAAGAGGAAUCUCACAAAUAAAGAAGAGCUUUUAUUGUUUUUA
Molecule: messenger RNA, 9627 nt
Organism: Salvelinus fontinalis (brook trout)
Lineage: Eukaryota; Metazoa; Chordata; Actinopteri; Salmoniformes; Salmonidae
Product: fibroblast growth factor receptor substrate 2-like
Exons: 6
Coding region: 423-2345 (640 amino acids)
Biological process (GO): cell surface receptor protein tyrosine kinase signaling pathway
Cellular component (GO): cytoplasm
Source: RefSeq, a predicted model, not a curated record